GCCUUCAGGCAUCGUGCUGGAAAGACACGCGACGAUCUCUCACGGUGACAAAGUUUUAAAGCAAACUGAAAUUGCAGAGUGUGUUUUUGUUUUCAUUUUGGCGCCGCCGGUUCGGUUCGGUUCUGCAAAUCGAGGUCACGUUCCUUCCAAGACGUGAUAACAAGCUUGUAUAUAUUUAUUCGGCGGCCUUUAAAGGUCUUUCGGCGAGGAAUAUCUUCCGAUUAUCGAUAUAUAUGUAUAUUUUUUUUUUUGCGCCAGCAGUGUUUGUGUGCAGGUUUAUCUGCUCACAUGUGACAAACGAGAGUAAUCAAUGUAAUUGGGAGAGUGACCCACGUGAGCUCCGAAAUCGCUGCCUAAUGAUGAUGAAGUCACAAAACGCCGUCAAUAAGUGACGGGGGGGUCAACGAGUCACACUGAAUGCGUGAACUUGCGUGGUUGAAUUGGAAUAAAUGAAUGAGUGACUAAACAUUCCUGCCAUCCGACGACGUAAAUUUGCAUGACGAAAUGGACCUUAGUUGAUGUGUCCUGUCUUCUUCCAUUCCUGUUGACUGUUUGUGAGCACACCGUCGUUGUCGAAAUCUAAGUUUCUCAACAGAUAACAAGCCGAUUUUUUUUCAUGGCUUCAUUAGAAGUGACCUUUUGCAUUUAGAAGAAUGCAUCAAGAAGAACCUAAUUUGCUUGAAAAUUGAACAUUUUUUUUAAGGGUUGUUGCUGAAGCGGAGAACAAUGAAAGUUCAACUUUAAAUUGGCAAAUAUAUCAUACCAUGUUGAUUUGAUUGCUUUUCUACUGACGACGUCAAUCUUUUCUCUUAUCAGAGACAGUGAGAGUGCAGGUUAUACAGUGAUAAAAACGGCCUGUAGAAUUGUGAUCAUUUGGAUUUGGUUGUGUUUUGUUUUGUGAAAGAUGAAAAGAUAGUGUUAAUUGGAGCAACUUGAAUAAGACAGUUGCAUUAUAUUGCAAUAUUGUUGGUGUGUAAGGCACAAGAAAAGGCGAUCGCUACAUUUUGAUCAAUCGCAUAAGCACUUUCGGAAACAAUGAACUAUGCAACGCCCAGUGAUAGCAAAAAGUGAACUCUGCUGAAAGGACACCUCAAACAAUGGAAUGGUCCUGGCUGAAAGAUUGGUGGCGGUUGAAAAAGCCACGUCGAACUCACCGUCGAAGCAGAACUGCCGAUUCCGGUACAUCCGGGGGUGUUGAAGCCGAUGGUCCGGCGCACGAUGGUGAUAUGGAAUUUUCCGACGCCCACGGCUACGAUCAGGGCGGUUAUCAGGAUGAAACCUUGUACAGUUACGACGAUGAUGACGAUUACAUCUGUUACUGUGAUGAAUGUAUGAAUGGAGAUUUGGACUCCAACGAUGGCCUGGAUUCGGACGAUUCGUCCACAUCCGGCAAGCAGGUUGUGGUGGCAGUUUGCGCGAUGGCCAAAAAGUCCCAGUCGAAGCCGAUGAAAGAAAUCCUGACGCGGCUGCAAGAAUUUGAGUUCAUCAAGAUGGUUGUGUUCAGCGAGGAAGUGAUUCUUAAGGAACCUGUGGAGAAGUGGCCACUCUGCGAUUGUUUAAUUUCCUUUCACUCCAAGGGAUUCCCGCUGGAGAAGGCAAUCCAGUAUGCGCAAUUGAGACAACCGUACGUGAUAAACAAUUUGCACAUGCAGUUUGAUAUACAGGUAGAUCGAAGACGAGUGUACGCAAUCUUGGAAAAGGAAGGGAUCGAAAUUCCGCGGUAUGCCGUGCUCGACAGAGACUCGCCGGAUCCAAAGCAACAUGAGCUUGUCGAGUCCGAGGAUCACGUGGAAGUGAAUGGAAUCAUCUUCAAUAAACCAUUUGUUGAAAAGCCAGUUUCGGCGGAAGAUCACAACAUCUACAUUUACUACCCGACGUCUGCCGGAGGUGGGAGUCAACGGUUGUUCCGUAAGAUUGGCAGCCGCAGUAGCGUGUAUUCGCCGGAGUCGCGUGUCCGGAAGACGGGUUCUUUUAUCUACGAAGACUUUAUGCCGACCGAUGGGACAGACGUAAAGGUGUACACCGUCGGGCCGGAUUAUGCUCACGCCGAGGCUAGAAAGAGCCCCGCUCUUGAUGGCAAGGUGGAAAGAGAUAGCGACGGAAAAGAGAUCCGCUAUCCCGUUAUUUUGAGCAACGCAGAAAAGUUGAUUUCGCGCAAGGUUUGCCUGGCCUUCAAACAAACCGUGUGCGGAUUCGAUCUGCUGCGUGCAAACGGAAAGUCCUUCGUCUGUGAUGUGAACGGGUUCAGUUUCGUGAAGAAUUCAAACAAGUAUUACGACGACUCGGCCAAAAUCCUGGGUAAUAUGAUUCUGCGCGAGUUGGCGCCGACGCUGCACAUCCCAUGGUCGGUGCCCUUUCAGCUGGACGACCCCCCUAUCGUUCCCACCACAUUCGGAAAAAUGAUGGAACUCCGGUGCGUCACCGCAAUCAUCCGGCAUGGAGACCGUACUCCGAAGCAGAAAAUGAAGGUCGAAGUGCGGCAUCCCAAGUUUUUCGAGAUAUUCGAAAAGUACGACGGCUACAAGUACGGCCACAUAAAACUCAAGCGGCCCAAGCAGCUGCAGGAGAUUCUGGACAUUGCGCGCUCGCUGCUGGCGGAAAUACAAACCAAAGCGGCCGACUCGGAGAUUGAGGAGAAGCAAAGCAAGCUGGAGCAACUGAAGAGUGUGCUGGAAAUGUACGGCCACUUUUCCGGCAUCAACCGUAAGGUCCAGAUGAAGUAUCAACCGAAAGGCAGGCCACGUGGAUCUAGCUCUGACGAUGGUAAACACCGUUCUAUAGAUGCACCAAAGGAACCUUCGCUGGUGCUGAUAUUAAAGUGGGGUGGCGAACUCACGCCGGCGGGUCGCAUUCAAGCUGAGGAGCUGGGUCGAAUCUUCCGCUGCAUGUACCCCGGUGGACAGAGCCGUGGAGACGGGAAGGAAGGCCUCGGUGCCCAAGGAUUGGGCCUGCUCCGGUUGCACUCGACAUUUCGGCACGAUCUGAAGAUCUACGCGUCGGACGAAGGUCGGGUACAGAUGACGGCUGCGGCAUUUGCAAAGGGGUUACUGGCUUUGGAAGGCGAACUGACGCCGAUUUUGGUGCAAAUGGUUAAGAGUGCAAACACGAAUGGGUUGCUGGACAAUGACUGUGAUUCGAGUAAAUAUCAGAACAUGGCCAAAUCUCGGCUACACGAGCUGAUGCAAAUUGAUCGAGAUUUUACGGUCGAAGAUCGGGCUGCAAUUAAUCCUGGAAAUGCGAUUAGUAUAAAUUUGGCGAUGGAUUUUGUUAAGAAUCCUGUGAAAUGCUGUGCACACGUGCAUUCGUUGAUACAAUCACUGUUGACGGUUGUGGGGGUUAAACGAGAUGAUCCCAAGACCAGGGAUGCUGUCCUGUAUCAUGGGGAAACAUGGGAACUUAUGGGUCGCCGGUGGGGAAAAAUAGAGAAGGAUUUCUGCACAAAGAACAAAAAUUUUGACAUUUCAAAGAUUCCGGACAUUUACGAUUGUAUAAAGUACGACUUACAACACAAUCAACACACGCUGCAGUUUGAUCUAGCGGAAGAGCUUUACAUCUACGCCAAAUACUUGGCUGACGUUGUGAUUCCACAGGAAUAUGGACUGACGGUGCACGAGAAAUUGACAAUCGGACAGGGAAUUUGCACGCCACUGUUGAAGAAAAUCCGAGCCGACCUGCAGCGCAACAUUGAAGAACUCGGUGACGAAAGCGUCAACCGGUUAAACCCUCGCUACAGCCACGGUGUUUCGAGUCCUGGGAGACACGUCCGAACUCGACUCUAUUUCACCAGCGAAAGCCACGUACAUUCGCUGUUGACGGUGCUACGAUAUGGAGGACUUCUGAAUGUCCUGACUGACGAACAAUGGCGACGCGCCAUGGAAUAUGUUUCGAUGGUGUCCGAGUUGAACUACAUGUCCCAAAUAGUGAUAAUGCUGUACGAGGACCCAACGAAGGAUCCCUUUUCUGAGGAACGAUUCCACGUAGAACUUCACUUUUCUCCGGGGGUAAAUUGUUGUGUUCAAAAGAACCUUCCGCCCGGCCCCGGAUUUAGGCCCCACAGCCGGAACGAUUCCGUUACAUCGAAAAAUGCGAGCGGCGAUGAGGAGAGUACGUCCCGUAUUGACGAAGAAAACGACACAGAAGACGAAAACUCACACGGAUCCGGACAAACUCUUCCCAGAGAUUCUUUUUCAGACACAAUAAAAAAUAAAGAUCGCAAAAUGCGCAAGAUCAAAUCCUCCGAACCGAUCCCGAUUGGCUCGUGUCACACGGUGUCCGGCCACGAGGCAAUGGAUCUCGCAAAACGACUCAGUGAAGAGCUGGCCGCCCAGCAGCAGACCCAGCGGCCUCUCAGCCCGGAUGAACCGAGGGCGGCACGGUCUUUCGAGCACGGUGGAAAGCAUGGCGGCGGAGCCCGCAUGAAAGGCGAAACGCCAUCUGCCAAGAAGCAACCUUCAACCAUCGGUUACGAAUCGGCUACCAACGAGCUACCACUGAGUUCUCUGGAUCUUUCUCAGAUUCCGAAAACGCCGGAUGAUAAGCAAUACGACGAAUCGGUACUGUACACGGGUGGCUUUGGCACAUACCGUGGAGGCAAUCGUGACCGAGUUCAGUUGUCGACAGUGGCCACCAAUGAGCGACCGAUGUCCAGCCAAUGCCUUUUCAUUAGGGAUUCGUACUCUUGCGAUUCCAUCAGCGAGUUCACUCCCGAUUUAGAGGGACAAGAGCUAUACGUUUCUUCCUUUUCGGACACUGAUUCGGAAACUUCGCGGUACUAUAGUGCCUGCCAUGAUCUGGAUCCUUUCCAUUACAAGUAUCCGCUGAGUAGCCGAGCUAUGUCUUACACGUUUUCCAACGACCCUGAGCGAGACAACCUUACAAUCUUGUUCAAUGGCUAUUCUUACAAGUCGAUGCUGUAUUCCUCGCUACCACUUGUUAGCAAAAGUUUCGAUGAUUUGGACUUCUUGGCAGAUCCCGAUACGCCCCGUAUCCUUCUGAAUGAAUCUACCACUACCCUGCUUUUUCAUGUGAAGCACCUGAAUCAUAGUCCCAGCCCUCGUUCUCAGUCUCAGACCAUCAUCGAUGGUGACGGUUCUGGGAACCUGUUUUGCGCCGGUCCCACGGAACUGUUGCGCGUUGCAAGUGAUCCGGUGCUGCGACUUGAUAGGUCAAUUACUCCCCCUGAGCCACGUUUUAAGGUGCGAACGACGGAACAGACAGACAACCAAUCCGAAUCUUGGACGGGCACUCCCGCGUUCAUCUCGGUGACCACACCUCCUCCUCCGGAGGAGAGAGAUCCUACGGACGUCGUGACCUUAGACCAAGACUUUCAAGCUAUGCUAGACCAAAUCUUCCCCAGCAAGAGUGUUGCCGUUGCCGCUAGUUGUAGUGAGAGUGACCCUAUUGUCCCAUUGACUAACCCCACCCACCUACCGCAACCUAACCUCAAACCUCAUUGUUCGAAAUUCGUCAAAUCGCACACCACAGACAACAGUUCAAACGGCACGUCCGGCAGCGGUGGCAGUGUUGCCAACAGUCACUGUGGCCCGGGUGGUUCGUCUUCAACGACACAAAGACGUCAACGACACAGCAUUGCCGGCCAGAUGAGUUACUUUAAAAUGCUAGGUGGAUUCGGCAAAAAAAUGGCCACUAGCACAAACAGCUUGUUCAGUACGGCGGUCAUCAGCGGAAGCUCGUCGGCGCCGAACUUGCGGGAUAUGAUACCGAGUACGGCCUCACCAUCAGCAAUUGAAGGAUUUGGUGGCGUGCCUCCGAUACGCCCACUGGAGACGUUGCACAAUGCGUUGUCCCUGCGCCAGCUGGACCACUUUCUGGAGAAGAUGACCACCGGACCGCUGUUCAAGACGCCAGCCUCGUCGCCGCCCAAAACGCCGUUGCCCACUCCGACUCCCAGCCCGGCGGCGGCACUCGAUCGGACCGUUGUGGGAGCGUUUGUCCAGGCCAGUUGGAGCGGCCACUCGAGCAUGGCGAGCAGCAUCAGUGCAAUGUCCAGCGGGGGUCCUUCGUCACCCAACUACAGCGACAUUUUUUCCCGCGGAUGUCCGAGCAGUGAAAUGUCUGCCAGUAUCACCAGCACCGAUGGGAGCAUUGCACUGGCAGUUGGCGGAGGAAAUCGGGACGAUCUGCCGCAAAUUUUCCCGAUGAUUGACAACGACCUGAACGUGCUGGGAUCACACUUUAAUUACGAUCAGUUGGCGGCCAGUAUCAACGCGGAGAGUCCGGCACGGAUUCCACCGAUUAGCAAGGACGCUACACUGGACAUAAGCGGAGAUUUGACGCCGUGCUCAGACUGGGAGUUUAACACCAACGACGCCACGAAAGGUUCCACCAAUACCGCAAAUGACUUGACAACCGAGGAAGACGACGAAGAUGCCACAAUUUCGACGGAUACAUGCUUAAGUACAGGAGACUUGGCCGGUGCCAGUAUUGGAGAGGAAACUGCCUCUUCAUCAAAUUUGAAUCUAGCACUUGAAGCGUGCUCGAGUGGUAAACACAUCCAAAAGGAGUUCCUUUUUGACAUGAAAAAUGUUCGGCUUGACGUUAGCAGCCUGAGAGGUGAUCUUCCUCCUCCUCCGGCAUCUGCUCCACCUAUUGGUCCCGGCUCUAGCAGUGGCGCUACGCCAAAGGUGGAGAACCGUUUUCGAGGUAAUCGCAUCCAGAAGCAAAUAAGUUUAUACGAAAAGGAUUCCCGCACAGAGUCGAAAAAUCUAUCACAUGGAACGGACAAAUUUGAUCGUCCGGGGCCAUUUUUCAAGCGUGAUCAGCAACCGUCCCGUUUGCACAUGUCCUUUGAUGAGCUGCAAAAGUUUAUACCGAACGUAGACAAGAAUUUGGCUUCCAAGUUGGAGCUGGAACCGGAAAAGUGCUCAAAAACCAACAAAGCCAUGUCCGCUCGGUUGAACAACAGUCCAACUCCGGGAACCUUCCUUAUCCGAGAGGGGUUUAUCGAACCUCCGCGAAUAACCCGUGUUACGAAAAGUUUCCACGGAAAAACUGACUACCAUCAGGUUCAGGUGAAUGACAUUGCACGACGAGCAAGCGAUAUUGUGCGGCCAUCUACUUCAAUUCCGGCCCUAGACCCAACCACGGCAACUGGACUAUUCGUCGGCGCUACCAGGGACAAAUACAACAAAAAUCAAAUAAGACAAAACAUCAACACAAACUCUAUGGGUGCUAGCGGUAGAAGUGGGUCACAAAGUGGAGAUUCGGCGCUAGGAAUGGGUCGGUUCACCACAUCAAUAGUGCAAGAAGCUUCCGGCUCCGGUUCUCGAGAGACCACCAGCGCACAUCAUGUUGAAAUUGGUACUUUGCCGAUGGGCCCAAGUCAAUUGUUUGAAUCGGCCGGUACAUCAACCAGUUCUGGCGGUUCUGGUAACUGUGACGACACAAUGGAAAGUAUACCAAAAAAAGUAGAAUAAAUUAGUGUUUAAAUGGAAUGAGCUCAAAACGUGAUUUAAGGAAAUGUUAUGAAGGUAUAAAGACAGUAAAGAGAUGCUAUUUAUUCUGUUCUAUCGCUUCAAACAUGGCAGCGUUUUGUCGAUUG
This is a messenger RNA of Culex pipiens pallens (northern house mosquito), 7561 nucleotides long. Its product is annotated as inositol hexakisphosphate and diphosphoinositol-pentakisphosphate kinase. The transcript has 15 exons. The record is from RefSeq and is a predicted model, not a curated record. Gene Ontology annotation, molecular function: 5-diphosphoinositol pentakisphosphate 1-kinase activity; inositol hexakisphosphate kinase activity; diphosphoinositol pentakisphosphate kinase activity. Gene Ontology annotation, cellular component: cytosol. Lineage: Eukaryota; Metazoa; Arthropoda; Insecta; Diptera; Culicidae. Gene Ontology annotation, biological process: inositol phosphate biosynthetic process; inositol metabolic process. Bases 1098 to 7436 code for a protein of 2112 amino acids.